UAUUGUAAGACAUAGCUCUAGAUGAAUCGUUUACCUUUUAAAGUUAGUUAUUCCGUGACGUUGGAAGUGCAAAACCUUUGGCAAGCCUUUAACGUAUACUUUGACUCGUCCACUUGUGAAAUCUCGGUGUCAUCAUUUUUACGAAAGCGAGGAGUAAAAUUGAGUCCAGACCAGUGAAAAAAACUGACAUUGAUGAAUUUUAAUCAAAGUAACAGUCGAGGAAUUCUUUAAACAGGGGCAGAUAGAAUACCCUAAAAUGGAAACGACGUCAAAAGUUGAUAAUGAAAUACUAAAUACGUUACAAUGGACAGAGGAUUCAUACUCCUUAAAAGAUUUUGUUGACGUUUUUUCACUUCCACAAGUUGUGAAAGUUAUCCGUGGUUAUGAUGGUGGUGAACACAGCGCUAGCAUUCGUUAUGGACAAGUCCUUACUCUCCAUGCUAUCAGAGAUUCAAGCAUAUUCCAAGCUGAAGACACAGAGAUAAAAAGCUUAUUGAAACCAAGCCCUUGUGACACUGUUAUAGCCACGACAGUAAGCAGUGAUCAGCACCUGAAAUUUUGUUUUGAAAUACCAAAAGAUUUAGACAUUAAGUUUGUUGUUGCUGAUGGCUUUGAUAAUGGCGCAAAGCAUUAUACAGACAUUGUAAAUGGACUAAAUGAUCGUUUUGAUGUUGUGAAAUUUAUGAACACCUACAAAACAUUGCUUAUCAGACGUCAAGAUCAAAUCCAUAAAUUCGAUUAUGACGUUAUCAAGGAAUACAUCAUCGAUAAAUCAAUAUUUUUGUCAAAACCUGAGGACAAAGAAGGGCUAGAUAUGGUUGAUGGGCCAACCUUUCCUCCACAACGAGUGGAAAAUCUGUUUCAAGCGACAAAAGAGAAUUAUGAUACAACUGACCUUUAUGAGAAAUCGCCAGCAUUUAUAAUGAGAAGUUCGAAUUUUGAAAACAAGAUACCCUCAUCUGACUCCGUUUAUCAGACAUCCAGUUCUUUGUUGUCCAUAUUGGCAGACGCUGACUAUCCUUACAAAUUAAUUUGUAACGUUCCACUCGAUCUGUCGGACAUCAGCGUCAAUGAAGUAGCGGAUAUUUUACGAAAUUUGAAUAUGGGACAAUAUGCAAAUAUUUUCGAAGAUGAAUUAAUCGAUGGAAGAUUGCUGAAUGAACUCACGGAUUCCGAUUUGGAGUCUUUUAAUAUGACUGCCUUACAUCGCACCAAAUUGAUGAAAUUUGUAAAUGGUUGGAGACCCGUUUUCUUCAAUCAAAAUGAUUUAUUUAAUGAGCAAGACGAAACGUUCAAUCCUGUCAUACCAUCAAGUGAUAAAAAAACAUUUUCAGUCGAAAGUGUUGAAUCAUCAAAUGAAGAAGAGAUCUAUGAAGAUGAAAUUCUUAAAGAAAAAGAUACAACCAUGGAUAAAUUUGUAUCUUCGGAAAAUGAUCCUUCUUUUUAUUCAAGUUUCCCAUCAAAUCUUGCUACAAGAAACGAUGAAAAUAUUGAGGAGAAUUCUGACAUCGAUGAAGCUAUAUCAACACCGAACUCUGGCAAUGAAGAAGUGUUUGAUGAAGUUGAUGGGUUUCAACGUAAACUCAAAGACAUAUCAGGACGAAAGAAAAAAAGCUUUUACUUACAGCCAUCGACUGACAUGAAUAUUUUUAAAAAGUCAGUUCUAGCAGGUUCUUCAGUCGAUGGAAUCUAUCAUGAAAACACAUUGAUGGAGAAACCAAAACGAAGCAAAAUUGGAAACCACAAACUCGCAGCUACGAAGGAAAAAUCCAAAGACUCAAUCUAUGAAAACGUUUCUAAUAUCCUUCCAUCUACUACUGUCCACCCCAUAUCCUCUUCUUUUUUUGCUUUCCAGCAUAAUUCUGGCACUGAUCCUUUUAUGGAUAUCUCAAAGUCGGACUGCGAAGGGACUUCGCGUGGAUUAUCUCAGCUGUGACCGUCAGGUUGAUUCGGCAGGCAAUUAACAACCAACUUAGAACUGGAACGGAC
This is a messenger RNA of Xenia sp. Carnegie-2017, 1989 nucleotides long. RefSeq lists its product as uncharacterized. Lineage: Eukaryota; Metazoa; Cnidaria; Anthozoa; Malacalcyonacea; Xeniidae. Bases 257 to 1936 code for a protein of 559 amino acids. The record is from RefSeq and is a predicted model, not a curated record. The transcript has 7 exons. Gene Ontology annotation, molecular function: protein binding.